GUCUUUUAUGAUGGCACCAUGUUUGCAUAUUUUGUUUGUUCUUCACCACCAUCCCCCCUUUCUUGGGACAGAAGCUAUAUUCAGUAUGUUUGUGAGAAAUGGUUGUAGAUGGGCUGCUUUUAAAAGAUAUUUUUAUGAGUUCUUCUAAACAUAGACAAAGGCAAUAAAAAUUCCCAACACUACAUAUAUUUUAAAAGACAUCAUUGUCACAUGAAGUAAUUUUUCUUGUGUUCCCCAAGGAACUGAAAAGUACAUUAUAGUCACUGUAAUCCUGCUGGGUAGAGACAGUGUCUUCUCUUUAUUCUUUGUUAUGCCUGAUAUUAUCUGUUCAGCAUAUUAAGAAAAGAAAUCUGUAUGUAGGAUAAUGCAUCUGUAUUUCUCUCAUUUCCAUGAGUACCACAAAGCCAGUACUUUCUCACCAUUUGGCCUUGCAGAGUAAGGUCCAAGUAGGAUUAGUUUUUUGUUUUAAUGUAUUCUUUAAGGGAAGGUGGUAAAUAUGUCUUCCUAAUCCACAAAGAAAAGGCAGGUUCCGUCUUCCUGGGCUGGGUACCCUCAGCACCAUGCCCACUGUGCUCACAGCCCCUGAGAACCUGGUUUCAUGGCAGACAGAAGGCAGAAGCCAGAUUUGUGCACCUCGGAGAAGGUAAAUAUCCCCUCUGAAAACGGAAACCCAUCCCGUUCUCCUACACAAGCGGGAUGAGGGUUAGCAGCGGGCGCUGGGGGUGUGAGGGGUGUGGAAUGGGAGUGUUUUCCCCCUUCACCGCUGCAGCGGGGUCCUUAGGGUCCCCCAUCCGCUUGACUCGCUGCCCUGCCCUGGCCAUUGUCCGCACACCUCUUCCCUUCAGCUUCCGGGCCGCGGGCAAGAUGAUUUGCUGCAGAUGACAUCAGCCCUGGGCCAACGGCUGGGAGAGCGGAGGCAGCCAACGCGUGAGGAUGUGCCGGGUGGUCCUUUCCUCCUCCUCUUCCUCCUCCUCCCCGGCUCCCUGCCUAGUCUCCAUAUAAAAGCAGCGCUGCCUCCCCGCCCUCUCUCACUCCCCGCUCCUCUCCGCCCCGCGCUCUAGGAGAGGGCGGAGGGGGAGGUGGCGCGCAGCGCCAGGAGGAGGGGGCACGCAGGGGGCGGAGCGGAGACAGCACCUUCGGAGAUAAUCCUCUCUCCUGCGGCAGAGGAGAGGAGUUGCCGGAGCCGGACACUUCGCCGAGGCUUAGCGGGCCGGCAGGAUGGCGACCGUGGUGGUGGAAGCCACCGAGCCUGAGCCGUCCGGGAGCAUCGCCAACCCCGCGGCAACCACCUCGCCUAGCCUGUCGCAUCGCUUUCUCGACAGCAAGUUUUACCUGCUGGUCGUGGUCGGCGAGAUCGUGACUGAAGAGCACCUACGGCGUGCAAUCGGCAAUAUCGAACUCGGGAUCCGAUCAUGGGACACAAACUUGAUUGAAUGCAACCUCGACCAAGAACUGAAACUUUUUGUAUCUCGACACUCUGCAAGAUUCUCUCCUGAGGUCCCAGGACAAAAGAUCCUUCAUCACCGAAGUGACGUUUUAGAAACAGUGGUCCUGAUCAACCCUUCAGACGAAGCAGUCAGCACUGAGGUGCGCUUAAUGAUCACUGACGCUGCCCGACACAAGCUGCUUGUGCUGACCGGACAGUGCUUUGAAAAUACCGGAGAGCUCAUUCUCCAGUCUGGCUCUUUCUCCUUCCAGAACUUCAUAGAGAUUUUCACCGAUCAAGAGAUUGGGGAAUUACUGAGUACCACCCAUCCUGCCAACAAAGCCAGUUUAACCCUGUUCUGUCCCGAGGAAGGGGACUGGAAGAACUCCAAUCUUGACAGACACAAUCUCCAAGACUUCAUCAAUAUUAAACUCAACUCCGCUUCUAUAUUGCCGGAAAUGGAAGGACUUUCCGAGUUUACCGAGUAUCUCUCAGAAUCAGUGGAAGUCCCAUCUCCCUUUGAUAUCCUAGAGCCUCCCACAUCGGGUGGAUUUCUAAAGCUCUCCAAGCCCUGUUGUUACAUUUUUCCAGGAGGAAGGGGCGACUCUGCAUUGUUUGCAGUGAAUGGAUUCAAUAUGCUCAUCAACGGAGGAUCAGAAAGAAAAUCCUGCUUCUGGAAGCUCAUCCGACACUUGGACCGAGUGGACUCCAUCCUGCUCACCCACAUUGGGGAUGACAAUUUGCCUGGAAUAAACAGCAUGCUACAGCGGAAAAUUGCAGAGCUCGAGGAAGAACAGUCCCAGGGCUCCACCACAAAUAGUGACUGGAUGAAAAACCUCAUCUCUCCUGACUUAGGAGUUGUAUUUCUCAAUGUACCUGAAAAUCUGAAAAACCCUGAGCCAAACAUCAAGAUGAAGAGAAGCAUAGAAGAAGCUUGCUUCACUCUCCAGUACCUAAAUAAAUUGUCUAUGAAGCCAGAACCUCUCUUCAGAAGUGUAGGCAAUACCAUUGAUCCUGUCAUUCUUUUCCAAAAAAUGGGAGUUGGUAAACUUGAGAUGUAUGUGCUUAACCCAGUUAAGAGCAGCAAGGAAAUGCAGUAUUUUAUGCAGCAGUGGACUGGCACCAAUAAGGACAAGGCUGAACUGAUCCUACCUAAUGGUCAAGAAAUAGAUAUCCCAGUUCCCUACUUAACUUCAGUCUCAUCUUUGAUUGUGUGGCAUCCAGCAAACCCAGCAGAGAAAAUCAUCCGAGUCCUGUUUCCUGGCAACAGCACCCAAUACAAUAUCUUGGAAGGACUGGAAAAGCUCAAACACUUAGACUUCCUGAAACAGCCCCUGGCCACCCAGAAGGAUCUAACUGGCCAGGUGGCCACUCCUGCUGUGAAACAAGUAAAGCUGAAACAGAGGGCUGAUAGUAGAGAGAGUCUGAAGCCAGCCACAAAACCACUUCCUAGCAAAUCUGUUCGAAAGGAGUCUAAAGAAGAAACCCCUGAUGUCACAAAAGCUAAUCAUGUGGAAAAGCCACCAAAAGUUGAAAGCAAAGAAAAGGUCACAGUGAAAAAAGACAAGCCAGUGAAAACAGAGACCAAACCUCCAGUGACAGAAAAAGAGGUGCCCAGCAAAGAAGAGCUGCCUCUGGUGAAAGCAGAGGUGGCUGAGAAGCAAGCCACCGAUGUCAAACCCAAAGUCACCAAGGAGAAGGUAGUGAAAAAGGAAACAAAGGCGAAAUCUGAAGAAAAGAAAGACGAGAAGGAAAAGCCAAAGAAAGAAGUGGCUAAAAAGGAAGAGAAAACACCUGUCAAGAAGGAGGAAAAACCAAAAAAGGAAGAGGUGAAAAAGGAAGUCAAAAAAGAAAUCAAGAAAGAGGUUAAGAAAGAAACCCCACUGAAGGAAGCCAAGAAGGAAGUUAAGAAGGAAGAAAAGAAGGAAAUUAAAAAGGAGGAAAAGGAACCCAAAAAAGAAAUUAAGAAACUUCCUAAAGACACCAAGAAAUUAUCUACUUCUCUAUCUGAAGCAAAAAAACCAGCUGCACUAAAACCAAAAGUACCCAAAAAGGAAGAGUCUGCCAAGAAAGAUGCUAUUGCUGCAGGGAAGCCGAAGGAGAAGGGGAAAAUCAAAGUUGUUAAGAAGGAAGGCAAGACCCCUGAAGCUGCAGCUGCAGCCGUGGGCACUGUGGCCACCGCGGCGGCCGUGACAGCAGCCGCCGCAAUAGCGACCGCUGGCCCCGCCAAAGAACUCGAAGCUGAGAGGUCCCUCAUGUCCUCGCCUGAGGACCUGACCAAGGACUUCGAAGAGUUAAAGGCUGAAGAGGUCGAUGUAGCAAAAGAUAUCAAGCCUCAGCUGGAGCUGAUCGAAGACGAAGAGAAGCUAAAGGGCACGGAGCCGGUCGAAGCCUAUGUCAUCCAGAAAGAGACAGAAGUCAUCCAAGGCCCGGCCGAGUCCCCGGACGAGGGGAUCACCACCACCGAAGGGGAGGGGGAGUGCGAGCAGACCCCCGAGGAGCUGGAGCCGGCGGGGCGGCAGGGAGCGGACGACAUCGAGAAAUUUGAAGAUGAAGGAGCAGGUUUUGAAGAAUCUUCGGAGACCGGAGACUACGAAGAGAAGGCCGAAACCGAGGAGGCCGAGGAGCCGGAAGAGGACGGUGAAGAAAACGCGUGUCUGAGCGCCUCCAAGCACAGCCUCGUGGAAGAGGAGAGUGCGAGGGCCGAGGCAGACGUGCACAUCCAGGCAAAGAGGGAGUCUGUGGCCAGCGGUGACGACCGGGCCGAGGAAGACAGGGACGAGGCCGUGGGGAAAGGGGAAUCCGAGGAAUCUGAAGAGGAGGGUGAUGAGGAGGACAAAGCUGAGGAUGCCAGAGAGGAAGAAUAUGAGCCCGAAAGAGCUGAAGCUGAAGACUAUGUGAUGGCCGUGGUUGACAAGGCUGCGGGGGCCGGUGGUGCCGAGGAUCAGUACGGAUUCCUUUCCACGUCAGCCAAGCAACCGGGAGCCCAGGCUCCUGCCCGAGAGCCUGCUUCUUCAAUCCAUGAUGAGACUUUACCCGGAGGCUCGGAAAGUGAGGCCACCGCUUCUGAUGAGGAGAAUCGAGAAGACCAGCCUGAAGAAUUCACUGCCACCUCUGGCUACACUCAGUCUACCAUUGAGAUCUCCAGUGAGCCCACCCCGAUGGAUGAGAUGUCUACACCUCGAGACGUGAUGAGUGAUGAGAUCAACAAUGAGGAGACGGAGUCCCCAUCUCAAGAAUUUGUAAACAUCACCAAAUACGAGUCCUCACUGUAUUCUCAGGAAUACUCCAAACUUGCAGUUACAUCACUUAAUGGGUUAUCUGAAGGGUCAAAAACAGAUGCCACUGAUGGGAAAGACUACAAUGCGUCAGCCUCCACUAUCUCACCCCCCUCAUCCAUGGAAGAAGACAAAUUUAGCAAAUCUGCUCUACGGGAUGCCUACUGCUCUGAAGAGAAAGACGUGAAAGCCAGCGCCACAUUGGCAAUUAAAGACACCAUCUCAGCAGUUUCAGAUGAGAAACUUAGUCCGUCCAAGAGCCCAUCCCUGAGUCCAUCUCCACCAUCACCCAUAGAAAAGACCCCCCUGGGUGAACGUAGUGUAAACUUUUCUCUGACACCCAAUGAGAUUAAAGUCUCAGCAGAGGCAGAGGCAGUCCCAGUGUCUCCUGAGGUGACCCAAGAAGCAGUUGAAGAGCAUUGUGCUAGUCCUGAGGAUAAGACGCUGGAAGUCGUGUCUCCAUCUCAGUCUGUCACUGGCAGUGCUGGCCACACACCUUACUACCAGUCUCCCACUGACGAGAAAUCUAGUCACCUCCCUACAGAAGUCAUCGAAAAACCACCAGCAGUUCCCGUGAGUUUUGAAUUCAGUGAUGCCAAAGAUGAGAAUGAAAGGGUUUCCAUAAGCCCCAUGGAUGAGCCUGUGCCUGACUCAGAGUCUCCUAUUGAAAAAGUUCUGUCUCCUUUACGGAGCCCUCCCCUAAUUGGAUCAGAGUCUGCAUAUGAAGGUUUUCUAGGUGCUGAUGACAAGGCUCUUGGUAGGUGUGCUGAAAGCCCCUUUGAAGGAAAGAAUGGAAAAGAAGGCUUUCCAGACCAAACAAGUCCAGUUUCUGACAUGAUUUCUACUGGUCCUUUCCAAGACAAAGAGGAAGGGAAAAGCACAGACUUUAUACCAAUAAAGGAAGACUUUGGUCAAGAAAAGAAAACUGACGAUGUUGAAGCCAUGAGUUCUCAACCAGGGCUGGCUUUAUAUGAAAGGAAGUUAGGAGGAGAUCUUUCUCCUACACAAAUAGACAUCAGUCAGUUUGGAUCUUUUAAAGAAGACACUAAGAUGUCCAUUUCUGAAGGCACUGUCUCAGACAAGUCAGCAACACCUGUAGAUGAGGGUGUGGCGGAAGAUACAUACUCUCAUAUGGAGGGUGUGGCCUCAGUCUCCACAGCUUCUGUGGCUACCAGCUCAUUUCCAGAGCCAACAACAGAUGAUGUAUCCCCUUCUCUGCAUGCUGAGGUUGGCUCCCCUCAUUCCACAGAGGUGGACGACUCACUUUCAGUGUCUGUCGUGCAAACACCUACCACUUUCCAGGAAACAGAAAUGUCUCCAUCUAAAGAAGAAUGCCCAAGACCAAUGUCAAUAUCUCCACCAGAUUUCUCCCCUAAAACAGCCAAAUCCAGAACACCAGUUCAAGACCACAGAUCUGAACAAUCCUCGAUGUCUAUUGAAUUUGGCCAAGAGUCCCCUGAGCACUCUCUUGCUAUGGACUUCAGUCGACAGUCUCCAGAUCACCCUACAGUGGGUGCAAGUAUGCUUCAUAUCACUGAAAAUGGGCCAACUGAGGUAGACUACAGUCCUUCUGACAUGCAGGACUCUAGUUUAUCACAUAAGAUGCCACCAAUGGAGGAGACAUCCUAUACCCAAGAUAAUGAUCUUUCUGAGCUCAUCUCAGUGUCUCAGGUCGAGGCCUCCCCAUCCACCUCUUCUGCACAUACUCCUUCUCAGAUAGCUUCUCCUCUCCAAGAAGAUACUCUAUCUGAUGUCAUUCCUCCCAGAGAUAUAUCUUUAUAUGCCUCACUCACCUCCGAAAAAGUGCAAAGUCUGGAAGGAGAAAAGCUCUCACCAAAAUCUGAUAUCUCUCCACUUACUCCAAGGGAGUCCUCUCCUUUAUAUUCACCUAGUUUUUCAGAUUCUACCUCUGCAGUCAAAGAGAACAUAGCAGCUUGCCACACUUCCUCUUCUCCACCAAUGGAUGCAGCAUCUGCAGAGCCUUAUGGCUUCCGUGCCUCGAUGUUAUUUGAUACAAUGCAACACCAUCUAGCCUUGAGUAGAGAUUUGGCCACAUCUGGUGUGGAGGACAGUGGGGGUAAGACACCUGGUGACUUCAGCUAUGCCUAUCGAAAGCCUGAAAAAACAACUAGGUCCCCAGACGAAGAAGGUUAUGAGUAUGAGUCUUAUGAGAAAACUGCCCGGACCCCAGAUGUGAGUGGCUUUUACUAUGAGAAAAUGGAGAGAACCACAAAAUCCCCAUGUGACAGUGGCUACUCAUAUGAGACCAUUGAGAAAACCACCAAGAUUCCUGAAGACGUUGGCUAUGCCUAUGAAAUUACUGAGAAGACCACACGGACCCCCGAAGAGGGCGAUUACUCAUAUGAGAUAAGUGAGAAGACCAUAAGGACCCCUGAAGUGAGUGGUUACAGCUAUGAAAAGACUGAGAGGUCUAGAAGGUUCCUGGAUGACAUCAGCAAUGGCUAUGAUGACUCUGGAGAUGGUAGCCACACACUUGAGGCCACACAUACCAGCUACUCUUUUGAGACCCCUGAGAAAACAGCCAGUUUCCCCGAGUCUGCAAGUUACUCUUAUGAGACACCUGCAGCAACUCUCCGCACCCCGGAUGCUUCCACAUACUGUUAUGAGACAGCACAGAACAUCACUGGAGCCCCACAGGCAACACCAUGUUCCUAUGAGACCUCAGACCAGUGCUACUCUGCAGAAAAGAGGUCUCCCCCAGAGGCCCGCCAGGACGUUGACUUAUGCCUCGUGUCCUCCUGUGAAUACAAGCAUCCCAAGACAGAGCUUUCCCCCUCUUUCAUUAAUCCCAAUCCUCUUGAGUGGUUUGCCAGUGAAGAGCCAACUGAAGAAUCUGAGAAGCCCCUCACCCAAUCAGGGGGAGCCCCACCGCCUCCAGGAGGAAAGCCACAGGGGCGACAAUGUGAUGAAACCCCUCCAACAUCUGUCAGCGAGUCAGCCCCAUCCCAGACUGACUCCGAUGUGCCCCCGGAGACUGAAGAGUGCCCCUCCAUCACAGCUGAUGCAAAUAUCGACUCAGAAGAUGAAUCAGAAACCAUCCCCACAGACAAAACCGUCACCUACAAACACAUGGAUCCCCCUCCGGCCCCCAUGCAGGACCGCAGCCCUUCUCCACGACACCCUGAUGUGUCCAUGAUGGAUCCAGAGGCCUUGGCCAUUGAGCAGAGCCUGGGCAAAGCUCUGAAGAAAGACCUGAAAGAGAAGACCAAAACCAAAAAGCCAGGUGCAAAGACCAAGUCAUCCUCACCUGUCAAAAAGGGUGACGGGAAGUCUAAGCCCUCUGUGGCUUCACCAAAACCAGCAGGCUUGAAAGAAUCCUCAGAUAAGGUGUCCAGGGUAGCUUCUCCUAAGAAGAAGGAAUCAGUGGAAAAAGCAACAAAGACCACCACCACUCCUGAGGUCAAAGCCACACGUGGAGAAGAGAAAGACAAGGAGACCAAGAAUGCUGCCAAUGCCUCCACAUCCAAGUCGGUAAAGACAGCAACUGCAGGACCAGGAACCACCAAGACGGCUAAGCCCUCAGCUGUGCCUCCAGGCCCCCCAGUGUAUUUGGACCUGUGCUAUAUUCCCAACCACAGCAAUAGUAAGAAUGUUGACGUCGAAUUUUUCAAGAGAGUGAGGUCGUCCUAUUACGUGGUGAGUGGGAAUGACCCUGCUGCUGAGGAGCCCAGCCGGGCCGUCCUGGAUGCCUUGUUGGAUGGGAAGGCCCAAUGGGGCAGCAACAUGCAGGUGACCCUGAUCCCGACUCACGACUCUGAAGUGAUGAGGGAAUGGUACCAGGAGACCCAUGAGAAACAGCAAGACCUCAACAUCAUGGUCUUAGCAAGCAGCAGUACAGUGGUUAUGCAAGAUGAAUCCUUCCCUGCAUGCAAGAUUGAACUGUAAAAACCAAGACCAGCCACACCACAGGAUUUGAACUUUGUUUCCAGAAAUUCUUCAAUUUGAAAUCACCUUUUCUAAAAAGUCAAUUGAUCUAAAUAAGUCGCUGAACUAUUUACCUGCCAAACGCUAUAUUGUGUCAUGGUGAUGCAAGUCACUAAUAUUUCUUAGUUUUUGCUGUUGCUAAGGGAAGUAACAGUAUUCCCAUACUAGGGUUCAAGUUACUGCAAAAUUACCUACCCCAGUUCACCUCUGCUGAAAUUUGGAAACCAUGCACCUGCAAUCCCAGCUGACUUCCGUUAGGUAAAGGCAUUUGUCUUAGAGAGAGAGAGAGAGAGAGAGAGAGAGAGAGAGAGAGAGAGAGAGAGAGAGAGAGAGAGGGAGAGCGAGUACACAACGAGAGAGAGAACCAGAGGGGGUGGGAGAGAGGAAUGAGAAAGAGACAGAAUGCAAGAGAAGGAGAUGUAAUGGUAGAGAGUGCUGGUGAGAUACCCAGAGAGAGAGAGAGAGAGAGAGCAGGGUGGGGUAAGAAGGAAAAAUAUAACCCACUGUUAAGGCUAUAUUUUCUCAGGCUGUCUGUAUUCUAUAGUCUACGCAGGCAAAGUUUUCAACUUGUGUCAGAAUCAUCAAAAAGGGUUUAAUUUUCUAAACAAUGUUAGCUGAAAGAAAACAAAAGGAACAAAACUUGCAAUGAGGUCAUGUGAGAUUUUUAUGCCUUAAUGAAGCUUCAUUUGAAGGCUGCACACUGACAUCACAUAGUGCACGUAGACUGGUCGGGCAAGUGGGCUGAACCCCAUUCAGAGCUCUCAGACUCUUCCAACACACAAGCAGAUUGAUCUAAGGCAUGCUCCCAGCAUUUGUGCACCCAGUUAGUCCACUGAGUCAAUUCACCUGCAUGCGGAAACACCCAGGGCCAUCCCAAUUAACAAGCAAAUACCAAAGCGGUUGGGAGUACAUAUGGUAGACAAUUUGCCUUAGAAAGUGACUUGAAUGUACAAAGAUAAUUGAUGCACUUAUUUUUUAAUGUGAGACAGCAAGUUUAUAAAACAUCCGUGUAGGAUUCUAGAUACUCCAGUUAAAGGAGCCUGUGUGUGCACGUGUGGGGUAUUAGAAACUGAUCUGAUGGGUGUAGCAGUUUGAUGCUGAGUCGUGCGUGUUGAAUACCACCUCGCUGCACCUGUGGUCCUCAGCCAAACCAGCUGAGCCUUUUGUAGCUUCUUUACUGCUGCCAGUUCAAUAUUGAGAUGGCUUUGCUGAGCAGAACUGGGAAAACAGUGAAUCUUAUGGUGGAAGAGGUUCUCAGCAAGUGUACAGUAUUUACCUUCCUUUGUCUUACAUUGGCUUCUUUUUUUUAAUUUUCCAUUAAUUUCAGCAUAAUUAUGGGAACAAAUGUACAGAAUUUUUUUUUAGCUAAGUGAGAACUUUUCAUAGAUGACCUUUUUAACAAAUGUUUUCAUUUACAGGAAAAUGCAAAGAAAAUUUUCAAGUGACAGUCUUUUUUUUUAAGUGUUUCAUAAGACAAAAAAAUAAUGAAUAAUGUUUUUUGAAGUUCUGGUGAGACUGAAGUCUGAUAAUACAGUAAGAAUAUUUAUUAAAACCCCCAUAACUACCAGUAAUAGUGAUACCUUCCACCCCUUGAUUCCCUAAACAUAAAAGUCUUGAAUAUGUAUUAUUUGAGAGUUGGGGGAGAAUGGCAUGGUAUGCUACUUGUCCAGGCCUUUCUUCACAGGUGUAUCACCCAGUGGUAUCCUACAUAAUUCUUUCAAGAUCUUCAACCAUGAGAUGAAAGAGCCAAGUUCAAAGAACGCUAGCAAAAAGCUGCUUUGGGAUUUUCUUUUCUGGAAAAAAAAAGAAAGAAAUAAUGCAUUGAAAGCAAAUGAAUUCCCAACUCCUACAGUGCAUCAUGUCGAGUUCAGGGAUCAUUUCCAUCAUUGUCAUCUUUGAACUAUGAACCUGGGAGCCAGAUCACGGGACACUGACACCAAGUUUCAAGCUGUAGAUCAAUGCACCCAGCGUUCAGAUGGGGCAAACUUCUCAGUGACAGCCGUGCUCUGCCCUGUCACGCUGGGUUUCCUGCAGACUCUAAGAUCUACGGAGUAGUGAACAGUGACCUCAUUUUAUUUUCUAUCUUAGUUAUUUAUUUCAAAAUUAACAUUUUAGUUUAUUUUUGUCUGGUAAGUGUAUGUUUUGCACUGCUAACUACUAUGAGGGUUUCAACAGUGCUUCUUCAGGGUCCCUCACUGAGGACCUGUGCAGUCUACUUAAUGCUGUGAAUUACAUUUUUCAAAUGUUUAAUUUUUAAAAAAAUUAAUAUUCUAUUUUUUUUAGGCUUCUCUAGAGAUGCAGCUUUUAUUUAUUACCCCAUUUCUUUCAAGUACUUCCAAAUAACACAUUGAUAAAGGGUACAAAAAAUUAACACACAAUGGAAAACUCACUGUGACAAAAAUGGAUUUCACAGAGUGUAAACUCAUAGACUUCAAGCUUAUUUUAUGAGACAACCUAGAUACUCAAGAUAAUUAUUUAAUGGUUAGUUGUUAAGUUGAGUUGGCUGGAUCCACAUAAUGCAUGGGAAAAGAAAUAGAUUUCCAGCCUUUUUGCCAAAUCGAUACCUCUGGUUGAUUUUUCUUUGAUAGAAGUUGGAAUUAUUUUCUAAUUUCCCCAAUGAAAUUUAACGUGUGCAUUUUCCUUUUUAAAAAAAUGCAAAAUUUUGGAGAAUUCUAGCCAAUCUUCAAUUAUAGCCUUUAUAUCCCACUCCUUUUUCUUUUUUCUUUUUCCUUUUAUGCAGUGGGAUUUAUUGGUAAAAUACACAGAAGCUGUCACUGGUUAGCUGGCUCUUUUUCCUAUGAAACACAUCCGCACCGUUCUCCGUCCAUUGUUCCUCAGUGAUGACCACAGAGCCUGAGUAUUCCAGGAGAAUCAAUAUUGCAUUACAGGUUGCUCCUGUCCUUCCAGACACCUUUCCUACCUGUGUGACUAACCUAAUUUUGCUAGUUCCAUAAACACACAUUACUUAGUUUAGUAACAGCCAUCACAAUGUACCAUGUACAUUUAUGAUGAGAGCUAAAGAUUGACACAGACUUCUAGGAGCUUUAUUCAUACUGAUGACUUAAUCUGAUUGUAUAGAUUGAAUAUUUGAGUGGAAGGAAUUGACACUCUGUUGAAAGGAUGGGACUCCAUGGAGAGAGCAGUCAUCAUGACCUUUUUGGUAGUAUACUUAAGCAAAAUUCUACAGACACUAAAUGUUAGAGAUGAUCCUCCAUUUUGAAUUUUAACUAAUUCUGCCCCCUUUCUCAAAACCCGACCCCCUUGCAUGCUUUCUCAGUCUUGUGGUGGGACUGGAUACAAUGACUGACUCCCCCAGCCCCUGCCUCGCACCCCAACGCCAUUUCUCAUGGAGUUCCAAAAGAUGUUUUUUUUCUUAACCUUACUUAACAUAGUGAAUGGUUUCCCCAGUGUAUAUGAAUGUUUUAAAUGUCUCCCAAUAGCUUACGCAGUUUAGGAGCUUUUCAAUAUUCGUUUGAUAAGAUUCAGUCAUUUGCUAAUGGAAAUUUUACCACCUUUCAUUUUCCGAUACCAAAUUUCAGCUCUCAGGAGCUGCUCUAUGAUCCCGAAGCCGCUCUUCUUGCCUCCCUCUAGUCACCUGUCACAGGAGGUUCUUGCUCUGUAAUGAUAAUGUGAAUCAGCUUAAUAACUCUUUUUGUGCUUCAGAUUUAGAAGAUCCUGUUUCCAUUCAAAAGGAAUUGUAAGCUUUUAUAUUCUAACCAACUGAACAACACAUCAAAAGCAGUCUAGGGAUGAGCAUUUCUUUGAAAGCAAUUAGGUUAUUCACCUGGUAUUAAAACUAUUUACUAUUUUUUAGAAAUCUGUGACUUUAUUCAUAAAAAAGGCAGCAUCAAAAACUGAAAAGGAAGGGAAAAAAACAAAUAGCUUCUCUGCACUCGUUUGGAGCUCCCCAAAACAGGAGCCAUCGAGGUGAGGCACGGAGGCGGGCUGCCCUUUGGGAACAAGGGCCGCGAGGCAGAGUGGUGCCCGGGCGCGGCACGCAGCCCUUCUCUUUCUGACCCUGACAAGAAGUGGUCUGGAGCCUGGCUGAGAAGCACGUCCCACUCCUCUCUCGUUCUGAAUGGUGUUUGUGUCAGUCUGCAGCUGUGUAUGGUAUGUCUUAUAAUCCUGCAUCACUUCUAUCCUAUCCAGUCAUAUCUAAUGUAGAAAAUUAGUUUUCAGUGAAAGUAAUAUGUAGUGCUUUUAUGAUAUUUGUGUGCAAUAUCCCCUCUUCCAUUGAGGAUAUUUGAUGUAAAAGAAAAAAACAGUUCCACAAUAAAAUACAAACGUGGCGGAA
Messenger RNA from Manis pentadactyla (Chinese pangolin), 12943 nucleotides. It is a transcript of the gene MAP1B, whose product is annotated as microtubule associated protein 1B. NCBI's taxonomy places the organism in Eukaryota, Metazoa, Chordata, Mammalia, Pholidota, Manidae. The transcript is spliced from 7 exons. Gene Ontology annotation, molecular function: microtubule binding; actin binding. The record is from RefSeq and is a predicted model, not a curated record. Gene Ontology annotation, biological process: dendrite development; axonogenesis; microtubule cytoskeleton organization. Gene Ontology annotation, cellular component: neuronal cell body; microtubule; cytosol. The coding region runs from base 1219 to 8610 and encodes 2463 amino acids.